AUGGCGACGUUUCCAUCUGACGAAAGUACUGGUAUGGUGCUGCUGGCCGGAAACUCGCACCCCGAAUUGGCACGACUAAUUUCUGAUCGUUUGAAUGUGAAGCUUGGGGACGUGAUUGUCUACAACAAGACAAAUCGAGAAACAGCUGUUGAGAUUCGGCAAAGUGUUCGCGGGAAACAUGUUUUUAUUCUUCAGUCAGGCUCCAAGUUAGGUGGCUUUAGAGAUGUUAACAACAGCAUUAUGGAGCUCAUGAUUCUGGUAUAUGCUUGCAAGACUUCUAUGGCAAAAAGGAUAACUGUAAUAAUGCCAUAUUUGCCCUACAGUAAGCAGUGUCGCAUGCUCAGAAGGUCUGCGAUUCCAAUGAAAUUGAUUGCUGAUAUGUUAUGCAAAUCAGGGGCCAUGCGUAUGGUUUCCCUCGACCUUUACAAGAAGGAAAUUCAAGGGUUUUUUUCAAUACCAGUUGAUAACUUGCGAGCUUCUCCCUUCCUUCUACAGUACAUUAAAGAAAAUAUCCCAGAUUACAAAAAUGCAGUGAUUGUAGCAAAAAGUCCAGGAGUUAUGAACAAGGCUACAUCCUAUGCCGAUCGGUUAAGAUUAGGAAUCGCUGUAAUCCAUGGUGAACAAAAGGAUAACGAGGAAAGUGGUCUAGAGGACGGCCGUCAAAGCCCUCCUAUUGAAACGGCUCAACACGAUUUAGCUUCGUUUGAGCUUUAUCCCACUCAAGUUCCGAAGGAAAAACCACCUUUGACUGUAGUUGGUGAUGUUGGUGGGAGAAUAGCCAUCAUGGUUGAUGAUAUUAUUGACGAUGCACAAUCGUUUGUGGCGGCCGCCCAAGUGCUAAAAAAUCGUGGAGCUUAUAAGAUCUACGUCAUAGCUACACACGGCUUGCUCUCAGCAGAUGCCCCUGGAUUGCUCGAAUCAUCCCCUAUUCAUGAGGUUAUUGUUACAAAUACCGUUCCUCAUGGAGCACAGAAAAUGCGUUGUCACAAAAUUAAGACUGUUGAUAUAUCGUUGAUGUUGAGUGAAGCUAUACGUCGGAUAUAUCAUAAUGAAUCUAUGGGUCAACUUUUCCGAGAUGUAACAAUUGAUGAUUAA
Enterobius vermicularis (human pinworm) is the source of this 1095-nucleotide messenger RNA. NCBI's taxonomy places the organism in Eukaryota, Metazoa, Nematoda, Chromadorea, Rhabditida, Oxyuridae. The record is from the annotation of a GenBank genome assembly.